This is a messenger RNA of Dromiciops gliroides (monito del monte), 2954 nucleotides long. It is a transcript of the gene TESPA1, whose product is annotated as thymocyte expressed, positive selection associated 1. Gene Ontology annotation, molecular function: signaling receptor binding. The record is from RefSeq and is a predicted model, not a curated record. The transcript is spliced from 12 exons. The coding region runs from base 281 to 2110 and encodes 609 amino acids. NCBI's taxonomy places the organism in Eukaryota, Metazoa, Chordata, Mammalia, Microbiotheria, Microbiotheriidae.
GCCAAGGGGAAGUAGAUAUGCUGAGGCCUGGAUGCAAGCAACUGGGUGGCCUUCAGAGAAGAACCAAAGGCAGUGGCACUGGUGACAGCUGCUGAAUGAGGACAGACAGGCAGGCACUACCAUACCAUGACCUUCAGCUGCUGUCUUGAACCCUGUGCCUGCCCUGGGGAAGGUGUGGGACCCUUCUCCCCAGACCCCCUUCUCCCUGAGCAAGCUCCCUCCCAGAGGACAGGUCAAAUUCACUAUAGCUGUGGAAUACUCUGAAGUCCCACUGUAAGCCAUGGAGGGCUCUGUCCUCAGCCCCACAUCCUGGGAAAAACGGCGGGCAUGGCUACAGAAGACCCACAACUGGCAGACGCAGAUCCUAGAGGAGGAGGCAGCAGCUGCCCUUCAAGAUGUUCCAGACCCUGAGCCCCCCAACCUGGAUGAUGUCUUCUUGGAAGAGAGUCCCAUGAAUAAGAUUGAAGACUGGCUGCAGGAUUGUGGAUCCUCCGAAGAAGGGUUUCCUGAAGAGCUUGGCCUGUCCAUCCACAGUGGGUGUCCCAGCCAUGAAGCCAGCUUUGAUGAUGACCUGACCUUGGGAGCAGAAGCAAUUCUGUUAGCAUCCAAUGGCAAACUCCUUUCCAGGAGUUUGCUGGAGACAACCAGGCCAGGGCACCUACUCAACCUUGGCUGUAGUAUGGCAUCUAGCAACAUGACCAGUGGGACCAAUAAGACCAGUUCAAGCAUCUCUGAGAUUCUGGACAAAGUUGGGGAAAAUGCAGAGGAUGUCCUUUUCAGCCUGGGCUUUGCUCAAGACGAUCAUAGAGCUACAGCUCGGAUUCCUGCCCGCUUCUUCACCACCCCCUCCCAGGCCAAGGGUAUUGACUUCCAGGUUUUUCUGAAGGCUCAGGUGCAGAGGAUAGAGAUGGAAGACCCCUGCUUGAUGCUGGCCAGUCGGUUUAAGCAGGUGCAAACGCUGGCCACCACUGCCGAUGCCUUUUUCUGCCUCUACUCCUAUGUGUCCAAGACCCCUGUCCAGAAGUUCAUGCCAUCCCAAUUGUUCUGGCCCAGUGUUGCUGAUGCACCCCUCAUCCGGGUCCUUCCCCCAGAACCUGAGGCCCAAUCCCCUGUUGAACGUCUUCGGAGAGCGGUAUCCAAGAUGUGUCUGUACACAGCCCCUCGGGAUGGACCAUCUCCACCCUAUGCUUCAACCAAAAGAAAUAGUCUGGAUCAAGUGGUAUGGGAAGUGAUGGACAAGGUGAGAGAAGAUAAGUUUACUCACCCGGUGGGGUCAGAUAGAAAGGCUGCCCCAGACCUCUACUCCAGAGUAGAGGCUCAGUGGGGGAUUCCAUCACCUCUUCAAACCAAGGGACUUAUCACUAAGCCUUCUCACUGCAGAGAUGUAAGGAAGGCAGAAUCCAUGGAUCCCCACAGGGAUCUGGAAGAAGAGAGAGACACUAAAUGGGGUAGUACCCACAUCGCCAACCAGCCUCCUGCAGUAUUCACUUCACAUAUUUGGAAGGCAUCCACUCCACACCCUUUUCACUAUAUGGACACUGAGACAGCAAAGCCACAGAGCAGAGGGGAUCUGGAAUGGAGAACAGAGGCAAAGGAACAGAGGACUUGGGAUAGGGAGAGAGAACUGUGGGACAUGCAAGCCAAAAAGGAGACACAUUUAAGCAAGGAGCAGGAGGCCCUGGAGCUUUGUAGGACCCAGAGGUAUCCUGGUGGGACAAGAGGACAAGCAAGAAGGCGGCUGUUCCAGAGGAACUACCAAGGCAUCAAAGGGAGGAGAGUCAGCCCCUUAGAACAGGCUACCACUGAGGAAGAGAUGGGGAAGGGCUCAGUGGGAUCAGCUGUGCCCCACACCAUACCCCAGAGGUUCACUGAACAGCAACAGGACUCCUUGGAUUUGGAGGAGGUACAUAGCAACAGUGAUGAAGAAGAGAGGAAUUGGACCAGUGAACCUGAGUGUCCCUCCUCACUAUCCCUUGCCACCUCUGGAUGGAAGCCCAGGAGCUUUCUCCUUCACACCAGCAGCACUCAUUCUGACAGCAGUGGCUUCGUGGAAGAACAACCUCCUCCACCCUCCCAUCUCUCAACUGAGAAGGUUCUCCAGGGGAUCUAGUUUCUAGCUCCAAGAGACCUCAGGCCACCUAAUAUGAACAUAGCAAGGAGCUAGGGUGGGCAGAAGGCAUCUGUACAGAGGUUCACUCCCCGGAUCCUAGUUCUUGCCUAAGACAAAGGGAAAUGUGGAAGGGCUGGUGAAAAUUGCAUCUAGGGAACAGCAUACUCAAACCCUAAAUUUAGGGACUGAGGGAAUUAAUAGGGGAAUGGGAGUAGAAAGUCUGAAAGAGUCUUAUGGCUUCAACCAUCACCUAAUCUCCUAAAAAAAAAUCUGCAAAGAAAUUAUGCCAAGGAGGAAGGGGACCAAUUCAUGAUGCCAUCUUCCAGACACGAGUUUCAUUUGACUCUACUCAAGUGGAUGUUCCAACAGUAUCCCCUUCUGGCAUAUCACUAGGGAAGACACUUUGUACACAGAAAUGAUCCCAGCCAAGAAGAGGAUUAGCCCUGCAAGCUUUAUCUUGAACUGUUCUUGCCUGAGGUUGUUUAUGCUAGAUACCCAUGAUGACUGACACAGUCAUGCCUGGGAGAACAUGGAAGAAGGUAUUGUUCAGGGAUGAAACUGUUAUUGACAUCAUGACAAAAAUUUAUUACCACUGCCUAAUACCUCCAUGGUUUCUGUGCCCAGACCUUGGGCUGUUCACAACAUGGUCAGGCAUACAAGGUUCCCUAGGCAUACGGAUAACAUCAGAGAACUUGGGGACAUCCAGGGAAAACCAUUCAGAGAUGAUAUACAUCUAACAAAGAUCACAUAAACACAACAUGUGUGUAUACAUAUAUGCAUGUAUGUAUAUACAUAGUAUACAUAUGCACAUACUUACAUAUAUACAUGUGUGUUUCUUAUAAUC